This is a messenger RNA of Plasmodium gonderi, 3870 nucleotides long. RefSeq lists its product as hypothetical. The transcript has a single exon. The record is from RefSeq and is a predicted model, not a curated record. Bases 1 to 3870 code for a protein of 1289 amino acids. NCBI's taxonomy places the organism in Eukaryota, Apicomplexa, Aconoidasida, Haemosporida, Plasmodiidae.
AUGCAUUUUCUUCUCCUUUAUGCGACAUUUGGCAUACACAAAUUAGUAACGAGUUUCGCACUCUUCCUACAGCACUCCUAUUGUCAUUCACCAUACGAUAGGAGUUUAUUUGUAAGGCAGCAUCAUCAUAAUUGUAGAACAUGGUCGAUAAAAAAAAAAAGGCAUUAUGACGCACUAAAAUGUCAAGACAAAAAUUUGAAUAAACAUAAAAGAAGUUGGCCACAUAUUAUAAGCUCUUUGGAAUCCCCAAUAGUUGGAAUACCAAUUGGUGACAAGUUCAAUCUUGACCAUAAGGAUGAUAACAAAUUGGGAAUGUCAUUUUUCCCCAGUAGUGUAAAGGAUGGGAAUACUUUUAAGUUAAGCAAAGAAAUUCCACCUUCUCAUUUGAACAGAGCUAGGCUGAACACAUUAUUGUGCAUGGAAUAUUUACCGGACUCAUCCAAAGCAUACUUAAAAAUUGUCUUGGAAAAAUUCAAGACAAGUGAUUUACAAAUUAAGGAAAAUAUUUUAUUUCACUACAUUUUGAAGUAUUUACAUGGGCGCAACUGCAAUGGAGAAAAAAUUAGCGUCGAAAAAGAGACCCAGUUAAUUAACCACAUUGAAAAUAACACUUUGAAAUUUAUUUCUGACCAUGCAAGAAUUUUGAAGAAAUGUGUGAAGAGGAGGAAAGAGGUAAUAACACAGUUGAGGAUAAUGGACAGUGAAGAGGAAAAAAUACAGCAGCAGGAGGAGCAGCAACAGAAGCAGCAGCAACAGGAGCAACGGCAACGGCAUCAGUCCCCGCCUUCUGAAAACAAAAUUAUCGAUGCAUACCUAAAAAUUAAAAAAAAAUUGAACGUAAUUUUGGUGAGCAUAAAAAGCGAAAGAAAAACAUACAAAAUGUACAGGAAAAUUAAGAGAAAUAUUUCUUUUUAUGACACACUUGAUCGACUCAUCAUUUUGAAUUUUUUUUAUCGACGUGCAAAACAUAGAUUUGCAUUACUCUUUUUCAAAAAGUAUAUUUUCAAAAUUGGAAAUAAAAACAAUUUAUUUAUCAUUAAUUUUAUUAACAAGUUAAGGGAAAAAAAUGUACUUAGCAGCUAUAUUUUGAAUCCAAAUUUAGCAUACCAUGCGAUUUUUCAUUUUCCCGAAACUUUCAGUAAGUGUAAAGACAAAUUUAAGUGGAUCAUGCUACCUAUUAACACUUGCAAUUAUAUUGAAAAUUAUAUCAAGGAGAAUGUUUUCUUCGGAUGCACGUACCCAAAUGGAAGUAAACGAAAUAGUGGUAAUGGCUGCCAAUCAGACACGAACUUUUUAAUGUACAUAAACAUGAUGAACUCCUUUUUAGAAAAAAGAAAUUAUUAUUUCCCAGAACUAUUCCUAAAACAGUUUUGCCUGUACUAUUCAGAAAAAAAAAACAUUUCAUAUGAUCACAAAUGGUACUAUUUCUUGAUCACAUUAUCCUUUUUAAUGAAAAUAUUUUAUCUAAAAAAAAGGUAUCACGUGAGAAAAUGGGAAGAAGUACUUUCAAAGGAGCAAAUAAACCAUCUCCUUAAAAACCGUGUGACAAUAUACGAUGAUGAUAUUUUUAGGGACAGAAAGAAUUACCUCAUCACAUAUGCAGAAAAACGCCUGAACAGUCAGGUAAUAUCUUAUCUACUGGAAAAUAUGCAAUCUGAUGAAAUGAAUAAACAAGGGGGUAAAGAGAAGAGCGUUACAAAAGCUUAUUCCACUUUGCUCCUAUUGCAGUACCUUUUCUUGCUUAAUCUAAACCUGAUAAAUGUGAACUUUGUAAAUAGAAGUUCUGCAAAUCAUUUUGAAAAUUUAGAAAUUAAUAACGAAGAAAUGGCGAAUAAAAUGAGUAGGAAGGAAAUUAUGAAACAUGUCCAAAAUGAUGACUCAUCAGAGAUUAUAAGGAUGGAAAAAAAAAAAAUUCCAUUUUUGAAAAAUGAAACAGUACUACCCCAACAAAGAAAACGUACCUUUUUAUACAUAAUUAGGAUGUAUAAAUCAAUUUUAUCAAAUGAUUGUGAUCAGACAAAUGACACUAUUCUUAUGUACAACAAUAUAUUUGAUGAGUUAAAACUUUUUGUGCAGAACUAUAUGUCAGACUUAAUGGAAACAUCUUUACACAAAGAACGUGAAAUAUAUCACGAAUUGAUGAUGAGCCAAAAGGGUAUGUUACUGCUAUGCAAAAUAAAUACAUGCCUUUUUUUUAUGCUCUUGUCAACCAUGGACAUAUGUAAUUAUAAAAAUAUCGCAUUAAGUUUUUUGCAAGAAAAUGAAAAACUACUAAGAAAUAUCCAACCACAGGUACUAGAAAGGAUCAUGAGGAAGUUUCAAAAUGAAAAUAAUGCAAAUAAAGAAAUGGAGAAAAAAUCGGCUGACUUUAUUCUAGAUCAUGUUAUAUCAGCUUAUGACACAAUUUACAAAAUUUACAAAGAAAUAACCAGCUGUUAUGAUAAGGAACAUAUCAAGAAACUGAUCAAAGUUUUGCUUAAUGUAUAUCAAGCAGAGGAAGAAAAAACCACAUUGAACAUCUUUAAGAGACCUAUUUUAGCAUUAAAUUUGAAGCAAAUAUUUUUCAUUUUUUAUGUAUUAAAUAAUUUUAAUUUGCACUAUGAGAUUACUCAACUGUUUAGGUACCUUAUGAAAAAUAGGAACUUUCGAGGAAAAUUCAGGAAAGCAAAUUUGAAAAAGGGAGAAAACGACAUCAAGUGCAAAGAUGAAGAGGAAUAUCUUCUGUGCAGAAAGAUUUUGCACAUUUACUGUAACUCGAAUUUGUGUAUAAAUAAUUCGGUCCAUUUCCCUGCUGCUGAAAAGUGGAUGAAUAAGCACAUGAAGUAUUUUUUUUUCUAUCGUGACCCUUUGUACAUAUUCAACCUCCUAAUUAAAAAAUAUACAAGAAGAAAAAUUCAUGACAAAGGGAGCAACAUAUGUACCAUCAACCAUUAUGAAGCGACGAUGAAAGAGAUUUUAGAAAAGAUGGAAGACAAGAAAAUAUUUCACAGUAAAAAUAGGAAAAAAUUCAUUAAAAGUAAAAUUUUCAAACGAUUUUUUAAGGAACAUAUAUACACUCGCGUAAGUGAAAAGGAGUAUACACUAAUUUUUUACGGAUUAAUGAAGUACUUAUACAAAAAUGAAGAAUUACUUUUUACCCCCAUGAACCCUGAUGCGUAUAGAACGCAUGGUAAUAAUGAGAAUGUAUUCCCAGGAAAAUUACUACAUAAUACAGAGUUUAUGUAUUUACAUUUUUACUUGACUUGGCAAGGUUAUCUGAAAGUUCAUAAAAUGUCCAAGAUCAACUUUUUAAUGUUUUUGAAAACUUCUUUGCUUAUGAAUGAUAUGGAAAGUUUUGAAAAUGUACUUUUGGAAAACCAAGAUAGGACAUCAAAAUAUGCUAUUUUUAUUAACUCCCUUUUAAAUAAUCACAUACAACUGUAUCAUUUUAAUAUCAGAAUGGACAUGUUAAGCAAAGAUUUAGUUGCACCUGUAGAUAUGUACCUUGUGCACAAAGGUCAGCUUACCAUUUUUAAUUUAAAUUACUAUCAAGUUGUAAAAAGGAUACACAAUUUUGGAAAAUUUAGUACACAAUGCAAAGUUAUGCUCUUCAUCGAUUACAGAAAAUGGUUCACCAACUUGAUAAAUUUACAUUAUCUUUUUAAACUUCCAUUUUUACACAAUGAAAACUUUUUAUCAUUCCUUAAGGAAAAUCAAAUACUUCUAAAUGAAGAAAAUUUCUGGAAAAUUUCUGACCUUGUCAUAUUUUAUGGAAAAUGUAUGAACAAAAGAAAAAAAAUUCUUGAGUUUUUUUCUGAACAUAGGAAAUGCUUUCACGUUCACAAAAAUAAACUUAUCAAAGAUGCUUUCGUAGUUUCUUUCAAAAAUUAA